This is a messenger RNA of Pisolithus orientalis, 1288 nucleotides long. RefSeq names its product CRAL TRIO domain-containing protein. Lineage: Eukaryota; Fungi; Basidiomycota; Agaricomycetes; Boletales; Pisolithaceae. The transcript is spliced from 3 exons. The coding region runs from base 74 to 1102 and encodes 342 amino acids. The record is from RefSeq and is a predicted model, not a curated record. Gene Ontology annotation, molecular function: phosphatidylinositol transfer activity.
GUUCACGAACCCCGUGGUGAGCGUCAUCCACGUGGCCUAUGUUGUGCUGGCAGACUGCUUCUUCGACUGAACCAUGUCCACUAUACAUGUCCCUCUGCCAGUUCCAACUCAUCCUAACGUGCAGCCACCAGCGGAACUGACUGGCACAGCGAAAUCAGAGUAUGACCGUGUCUUUACCCACUUUGCAAACCCAGAAUAUUGUCUGCCCGGUAUAUCGUCCGAGAAGGCCUCCAAAUUAACGGAAGAAGAAUGCAUGUGGCUCUCAUAUGAAUGCAUCUUGCGGUACAUACGCGCGGCCAAACACGACGUUGCAACGGCCAUCAAACGUAUCGAGGAAACGCUGAAAUGGCGACGGGAUUUCGGUAUCUACGACACUCUUACCGCUGAACUUGUCGAGCCCGAGGCAGUGACUGGCAAGGAAUUCUUGUUCGGUUAUGAUACCCGUGGCAGGCCAGGAUUGUACAUGUGUCCCAGCAAGCAGAACACGGAGGAAGGACCUAGGCAGAUUCAGUUUGUGGUAUGGGUACUUGAGCGAGCCAUAGACCUCAUGGGCCCCGGUGUCGAAACGCUUGUGUUCAUGAUCGACUUCGCCGACAAAGCGAAAAACUCGAGUUUCUCUACUUCUCGCACAGUCCUGAAUAUCCUACAAUCGCACUAUCCCGAGCGAUUGGGUGCAGGGCUCGUAGCCCAUUUACCAUGGAUCUUACAUGCCUUUAUGAAGCUUAUUAUGCCAUUCGUAGACCCGUUGACACGUACGAAGGCGGUGUUCAACCCCGUGCAAGACGACCGGGGCCUCUGGCGGUCUGCUGAGGCUCGUGAUAAAGGUCAAAGCAACGACCCCAAAGAGCCCAAUGCACAGCUGUUCGAGCUAGAUCAACUCGUUCACGAUGGGUGGGGGGGCACGCAGAUGUUCACGUAUGACCACGAUAUCUAUUGGCCUGCGCUCGUGGAGAUGUGUGAGACGCGGAGGAAAGAUAUGGCUCGUAUGUGGCGGAAGCUGGGCGGAGCUAUUGGUAUUAAGGAAUGGGACGUCAAAGUGGGCGUACGGGAUGAAAAGGCAAACGAGGAGAAAGUUGGUGCGACAGAGGAGGCCAGCCAGUGAGAAUGUCUUCAUUGCUGGUCGAUACCAAUUCCGUAGACUAAUCGAAGUAGACAGCGACUCACAACAGACUGUUUGUAUUCUCUAAAAUAUAUGGCGCCCCUGGCCAACGAGAAUUGGUUGGUCGGCGUGAACGAUGACCCUGAACUUAUGUAGUUCGAUCUGAGACCUGUAGUUGUGUUGAUGAUG